Molecule: messenger RNA, 983 nt
Organism: Ostrinia furnacalis (Asian corn borer)
Lineage: Eukaryota; Metazoa; Arthropoda; Insecta; Lepidoptera; Crambidae
Product: probable ribosome production factor 1
Exons: 6
Coding region: 141-983 (280 amino acids)
Biological process (GO): maturation of LSU-rRNA; maturation of 5.8S rRNA
Cellular component (GO): nucleolus; preribosome, large subunit precursor
Molecular function (GO): rRNA primary transcript binding
Source: RefSeq, a predicted model, not a curated record
UCAAAAUAAUUCAACACGCACGUUUGGUAAACACGUUAAUUUUGUGAAAAUCUCGAGGAAAUAUUGAUUGAAAUCGAGUAAUAAGUUGUUAUAAAAUCAUAAAAACUUUUCAUUAACCAAAUUAAAAGUUAACAGCAAAAAUGGCACGCGGAAAGGACAAAAAGAAGCGUAAAUUAGAGAAGAAGCAAGAAGGAGAUGAUGUGCCCAAGAAAGUUCCGCACACCUUGGAGUCUCUCAGGGAGAAGGAUGAGACGAUGCUCGUCAACGCCGACGAAGAAGAGCAGGAAGAGGCACAAAAGGAUAUGGAACUGGAUGAACUAUCUUCGUAUUACCAGAAUUCGUAUGAGCCUAAAGUUCUCAUCACCUUCUCGGACAAUCCACACACCAAGACUCGAAUAUUUGGAAAAGAGCUCACCAGGAUUAUACCAAACUCCAUAUCGAGGUAUAGACAGAGGUCAUCAGUGAAACGCAUAGUGCAAUCGGCAAUUAGAGAAGAUAUCACAGAUGUUAUAAUUGUAAAUGAGAAUCAAAAGCAGCCUAAUGGAUUUUUACUGAUACAUUUACCUAACGGACCAACAGCUCACUUCAGGUUGUCCAGUUGCAAAAUCACACCAGAGCUUAGGAAAGAUCAUAAAGAAAUAACUACCCACAGGCCUGAGGUGAUUCUGAACAACUUCAGCACGCGACUGGGUAUGACGGUGGGACGCAUGCUGGGAGCGCUGUUCCACUACGAGCCGCAGUUUCGCGGCCGCCGCGCCGUCACCUUCCACAACCAGCGGGACUACAUCUUUUUCAGGCACCACAGAUACGAAUUCACAAAGGACGGCAAGCGCGCCAAGCUGCUCGAGCUAGGACCACGCUUCACGCUCAAGCUGGUCUCGCUGCAGCAGGGCACCUUCGACUCGAAGCGCGGCGACUACGAGUGGAUCAUCGCCGGCCGCCGCCACCAGCUCGAGACGUCUAGGAGAAAGUUCUUCUUGUAG